This is a messenger RNA of Cantharellus anzutake, 1686 nucleotides long. RefSeq names its product acetyl-CoA synthetase-like protein. The record is from RefSeq and is a predicted model, not a curated record. Gene Ontology annotation, molecular function: long-chain fatty acid-CoA ligase activity. Bases 1 to 1686 code for a protein of 561 amino acids. The transcript is spliced from 12 exons. Gene Ontology annotation, cellular component: membrane; endoplasmic reticulum. Lineage: Eukaryota; Fungi; Basidiomycota; Agaricomycetes; Cantharellales; Hydnaceae.
AUGGCUGUUGAGGUAUCCCGCCUUUUGGACUACAACAACUCGACACUCCUACUCGGAGCAGCUGUUGUCCUUUUAUACGCCGUGCGAUCGUACUUGCAACCAGUACCGCUCGCACAUCCAUUGCUUCUUGGCCGACAGUCUGAUGUGGGGAAGGUAAGAAAGGUUGGGGAGACGGCUGUUUAUCGCAACUAUGGUGUUGGUCAUGGAGCUGCUCUCCCAGCAAGACCUCGCAAGGAAGUCAACUUAGCGCACGAUGUGCUUCACUCGGACUCCACCCGAGAACAAUACCUGUGGGGAACGAAGAUAACAAAUGAGAAACUGCGGCUGCGAAUCCAGGCGCUGGGCAACGGUUUGGUACGGACCGUCGGCCUCGCGCCGAACAAAUCCAGUGCAAUCAUUCUUCUCGAUGACAGUUUUGUGAACGUCCCAGAGUGGUUGUUUAUCGAUUUGACAUUGUCUACAUUCGGCAUGACUUCCAUUACUCUGACGCAGCUCAAACUAUUGGGCUCCGUGCUGUCCCGGGGCGUCCCAGACGUGAUAUUCACGGAUUCGAGCCUUCUAGAACUGAUCCUCGAGCAAGUCGCGGAAGAAGGGAAUCAUUUUCCGAUAGUGGUGGUCGGGAAGGAUGCCGCAUCCAAGGUCGAAGCCGGUCGUAACCUCGGUUUUAACGUAGUUACUCUUGAUGAGGUGGAAAGGAGUGGUAAAGGGGGUGAAAAUACGACGAUAGACAAAAUCAAGCCCGCGGACAUUUUCUCUACCGCGUAUCAUGGGGUGACAAAGGAGACGCCAACGGGUGUGCAUAUCACUCACAUGAAUCUCACAUCGGGCCCCACGGCCAUUCGCCAAUUCUUUACCCUCACAAGCCCCCUAUCCCCAGCAUCCACGGUUCUUUCAGCGUUUCCAUUAGCUACGCCCUUCGGUCGUGCAAUUGCUUACACUGCCCUGCUAGAAGGUUCAAACUUUGCGACUCUCGCUUCGACAUCUCUUCUCCAGUCAGCGAAAGCUACUAUUCGCCCCACACUCGAUGAAAUUGUUCGUGCUGCAUCCUCUGGUAUUCCUCGUCCCACGCACUUGUUCAUUCUUCCGGACCAUCUUGACACCCUGAGAUCCUCGAUCAUCGCUCACGCCAGCUCCUCGUUCUACUCUGGCUGGGCAUGGGGUCGCAAACUCGUCGAUUUAGCCGGUGGCGCGCUGGCCGAAAACACGUUCUUCGACCGAAUCGGCGGCCUUAAUCAAGCGAGGCGCGCCACCCUUGGGUACAGCAAGACAGAGCCUUGGCUGAAUGCCGUGGUCGCGGCCGGCGGUCCAUGCGAUGAAUCCCAGUUUCCUUCGGCAAGGAUCGCACUCUCCAUUCCUCUCAUUAAUGCGCACAUUGAAUAUAUUUCCACCGCACCUAUUUUUGCGUCUCAUCCGUUUGAUCUUCAACACUUCCCACCAUCGGUCGCUGAAAGUUACGCUCAUGUGGGCCCACCAGGACCAAACAUAGAAGUCAAGUUAGUGGCAGUCAGCGAUGAUUCUCAGGUGGAUGAGACUAAAGGCGAUCCUCGUGGAAAGGUCUUUUAUCGAGGGCCAUCCUUAUGCGAGCCUAUUCCACCCCUUGCCAGCGGACCGGUGGGAGAACAAUGGGUGGACAGCGGACGUAUUGCUGUUAUUCAUUCGAAUGGAACGUUCAAUAUCUUGGAGUGA